AUGACCAUCUACGAACUACGCGUCUACACGACCGUACCAGGCCGCAUGCCGGCGCUCCUCGCCCGGUUUGAGAACCAUACUCUGAAGCUGUUUGAGAAGCAUGGCAUUGAGCAGGUUGGGUUUUGGACGACCCUCGUGGGUCCGAAUUGUGGGAAUGAGUUGACGUAUUUGUUGAAGUGGGACUCCCUAGCGGAUCGCGAGAAGAAAUUCAAUGCCUUCUCCCUCGACCCGGCGUGGUUGGAGGCUAAGGGAGAGAGUGAGAGGGAUGGGGCUAUUAAUGAGCGGGUUGCGAGCUCGUUUUUGACGCCGACACAGUUUAGUAGGUUGCAGUAG
Molecule: messenger RNA, 333 nt
Organism: Fulvia fulva
Lineage: Eukaryota; Fungi; Ascomycota; Dothideomycetes; Mycosphaerellales; Mycosphaerellaceae
Exons: 3
Coding region: 1-333 (110 amino acids)
Source: RefSeq, a predicted model, not a curated record